GAAUAAACAGCAGAAAGAGUUAAAGAAUCAAAAUGACUUAUUAAUGUGAAUAAAUAAGGAAUGGAAUAUUUUUGUGCAAAAUAUAAAUAUAAAAAGCAAAAAAUACCAAAAAUUGUUAAAGAUAAUUUUUAAAAAAAUGCAUUGGAUUACCAAAAAUUUUAUUUUCCUAUUAUGGAUUGCUGCUGUCAUAGGUGACCAUUAUGGAGAAAGACAGCGAAACAGACGGAAAGUUUUGAAAAAUUCUCAACAGCGUCACAUAACCUACGUCAACCAUCCAACAACUGCAGCAUUACGGUACUCUGAGCAAUUGAAUACAAAUAAGAAAGCUUUCCGAGCUGUUCUUUUCUACACUUUUGAUGACAAAGUUAAUAGCAAUGAAAUUGAGAAGUAUGAGUUGAAUCCUGAAUUAUUUGAGAAAAUAAUUUCGUCAAAAGAAUUCAUCAAAAAAGCUGAGACUCCUCAAAGUACUUCCAGUUUGAUAUCCUUUUUCGAUGGAAAAUGUGAUAUAUCAAUCAAUUGUCAAAGGGAAUGUACUGAUCCAAAAGAUUUGUGUCCUUGUAUAACAACAACGCCCUUUACUACUGUGGCAUCAACAGCUCCUGUCACAAUUCCCCCCAAAACUACAACAACAGGUCCAGACACCCCCAAAACUACAACUCCUAUCACAGACACACUUAAAACUACCACAACAGGUCCAGACAUCCCCAAAACUACAACUCCUAUCACAGACACACUUAAAACUACCACAACACGUCCAGACAUCCCCAAAACUACCACAACAGUUCCAGACACCUCCAAAACUACAACUCCUGUCACAAACACCCUUAAAACUACCACAACAGGUCCAGACACUCCCAAAACUACCACAACAGGUCCAGACAUCCCCAAAACUACAACUCCUAUCACAGACACACUUAAAACUACCACAACAGGUCCAGACAUCCCCAAAACUACAACAACAGGUCCAGACACCCCCAAAACUACCACAACAGGUCCAGACACCCCCAAAACUACAACUCCUAUCACAGACACCCUUAAAACUACCACAACAGGUCCAGACACCCCCAAAACUACCACAACAGGUCCAGACACCCCUAAAACUACAACUCCUGUCACAACCACCCCCAGAACUACCACAACAGGUUUAGACACCCCUAAAACUACAACUACUGUCACAGAUACCUCUAGAACUACCACAACAGCUCCAGACACCCCCAAAACUACCACAACAGGCUCAGACACCCCCAAAACUUCAACUAUUGUCACGGACACCCCGAGAACUACCACAACAGGCCCAGAUACCCCAAAAACUACAACUCCUGCCACAGAUACCUCUAAAACUACCACAACAGGUCCAGACACCCCCAAAACUACCACAACAAGCCCAGACACCCCAAAAACUACAACUCCUGUCACAGAUACCUCUAGAACUACCACAACAGGUCCAAACACCCCCAAAACUACCACAACAGGUUCAGACACCCCCAAAACUACAACUAUUGUCACGGACACCCCGAGAACUACCACAACAGGUCCAGAAACCCCCAAAACUACCACAACAGGUUCAGACACCCCCAAAACUACAACUCCUAUAACAGAUACCUCUAGAACUACCACAACAGGUUCAGACACUCCCGAAACUUCAACUUCGGUCCUUUCUUCCACAACAACCAGGCCUGCAUCAACAACAAAGACAUAUAUCCCUCCACCUGGUGUUUCACGACAACCAUAUACUCGUUGGGCUGGAUCUUAUCGAAGAUAUACAGGACAAUUUUCAUUUGGACAUACUUGGAAGCCAUUCACUGGAGGAUAUUCUUGGAGAUCAAGACGAUAUUCAUCGAUACCAAUAACAGAUCCAGGACGGUAUAGACAACGAAGUCUUGUCAAUGAACUUAAUCCAGUUGCUAACGAGAUAUGA
Chironomus riparius is the source of this 1918-nucleotide messenger RNA. The record is from the annotation of a GenBank genome assembly. Lineage: Eukaryota; Metazoa; Arthropoda; Insecta; Diptera; Chironomidae.